AUGAUAAGAAAAUUAGACCUAACCAGUAAAGGUUUAAUUGGUCAAUUAGAUUUAAAACAAUUCCCUGAUUUAGAAGAAGUUAAUUGUGCCGAUAAUUAUUUAACUAGUUGCAAAACCUCGCCUAGCGUGAAAAGUAUUAACCUCGCUGGAAACUGUAUAAAAAGUAUGCAGGAUUUAAACUGUAAUUGGGAUACUUUACAAGAAUUAAAUAUUGCUAAUAAUCCCAUAGACUUUCAAGAGUUUACUGCCCUUUUUUUAAAAGUAAAGGUGCUAGAAAGAAACCAGCAAGAGACCGAAGACCAGUCGGAAAACAUUAAAAAGCAUAAAGAAUUAUUGGACGAAGCCAGCAGUAAGCUAACCGACGCACAAAAAGAAAAUAAGCGAUUAAGUGGCGAUUUAGACCAAAAGAAACAAGAACUAGCCAGUAAAAAAGGAAAAGUAAUUCCCGAAUUUCAGCAAUUAAUAAAUGUUCAAGAUUUAGAUAACUUUAUCAUUAAUUACGAUUACGAACAAGAAGGAGGUUCAGAAUAUAAGCAAAUAAUUGGUGGUGGUUUAGGUUCUUUGAAUGAAAUGGCUUUUCAACAAUUAAAUCAACAAGUUUUAGCCCGUGUCUUAAUCGCUCAAAACCGCUUAAUAAACGGAGAAGACGAAAAAUACGAAACUGAAAUUAAUAAUUGA
Ambispora gerdemannii is the source of this 678-nucleotide messenger RNA. The record is from the annotation of a GenBank genome assembly. Lineage: Eukaryota; Fungi; Glomeromycota; Glomeromycetes; Archaeosporales; Ambisporaceae.